AUGCGCUUGAAGAAAGGUUCACUACUAGGGUCGUCAUCAUCAAUUGAGAAUAUUGGUCAAACCGUAAUUGAGGGAGAUCGCAACCUUCUUAGUCAUAUAUGCUUAAAGUCUGACCAACAUGGUCACACGCUGGAUAUUGUUCCUAGAAAAGCUGCUGCACUCCGUCGAAACCUCGUGGCAAGAGGUUCGACACAACAGCAAGUUGAGCAUAAACAUGAUAAAGGAAGUCAUAAAUCUCAAGCUCCUCGAUACCAUCGAAAGCUCAAGAUUUUUAAAAUCGAUCAACAUCGACAUGGACAAUGUGCUGCAAAGGAAAAUGCAGAAACAAUUGUAUCGGAACGACAAGAAGGAUCAAACAACGAAGAUGAAUUUUGUUCAGAAAGAACUUCAUACGCUCUGACUAGAUCUGUAACUUGCACCACACACACAAAGUCUCCUACUAUCCCACCUAAGGUAGUGACAAGAUUCUUACGGAAAACUAGUAUGCGUCAACAUUGUGAAAAUCAACAAGAAAACGAUGACCUUGUUUCCUCGUUUCGCCAGAUCGAAAAACUUCAGACAACCGUGCUGCCGCAGACUCGGGCCUCUGGAACAUUCUUAGCCACGAAAGAAAAUGCUCAUCUGGAUGCCCAAGGCGGUCCGAUGGACCCAACACUGACUUUGCCAUUGGCAAAUCGAUCAACGCGACUUGUUCAUCGUGAACUUGUUAUUACGAAAGAUAUUUUGAUGCGGGAACAACUUGUUCGGCAGCUAAAACAAAAGGCAGCAUUAAUUGAUUCGCUUGCGAAUGACUUUGUGCGAGUUCAGGAUAGGCUGAAACACGCUCAAGAAAAAUUAGAAUUGACUUCUGCAGUGUCAUUCUCUUCGGAUCUUAUGGAUACAGCAGCCGAAACAGCAGAUUCUAAGUCUAUAAUCGCCGAGGCUGAAGUUAAUGUUAUCAGACUGAGAAAUCAGGUUGCGACGUUAAUCAAGCGAUUGAACUACCACGUUCAUCAUAUGGAUAUACUUAUAACAGGCUUUCGACAGUCCACUGCUACCGUUAUUGAAGGUAUUUUAAAGUGGCGAAAGUCAAGCCAUCGACGGCGUCACGUUAGCAACAGUCAGAGGUUAGUUCGCUUCUCUUGGCGGAUACGGAAGACGACAAAUUAUCUUCUGCAGAUUGAUGAGGAUGUACGAUCAUUGUUUCCAUCUGUCGCACUAGAGUUGUUGCUAGGCCCGUCGGCAGUUUAUAAUCCUCUUAUGUUGUCAUGUACAAUGCUCAAACAGUUGCAAAGUCCUUACGCUGGUAAAAUAUCUCUGAUAGAAAACAAUUGCAGCUCAUGUGACCCGUUUUCGCCUGAAACGAGUAAUGGUUGUCUUUUAAGUGCUGAAAAUAUUGCAGAUUUACGAAAGACUCUGAUCAGCUCUCCAAUUACGCCAACUUUCGAUCGGGAUCGCUUACAGCAAUGUCUUUCGGCAAUUAAUGACGAAAAGGAUCUGGAAGCACUGGAAAAACAACGAUUAAAGGAAGAACAAGAGCAAGUCCAAAGCGUGUAUGAUCCAUUUACCACCAUUAAAUUCGCUGGAGGCGUCGAGCAGAUUUUAUCUGAUGUGAUAGCAACACAGUUGCCAACAUCGCACUUACUUACUGAACAGCUUCGUACUCGACAGGAAGAUACAAAUCAUGAUAAAGGUAUCCUUUUGACGACCGCCUCACCAGACGAAAAGUUUUUAGUUAACUGUGAGCGCUUGCGACUUUACAUCACAAAACGGUCAACUCACUUUGAGUCUUCAUCACGAUUAGGUCAGAAAAACAAAUUACAAGGAAAUGUUGUGGUGCGUCUAAACAAUGAAAAGCGCAUCAGAAAUUACUAUGCGCGAAAGAUCCAGCUACAGUACCUUGCACAUCGACAACGACAUGCGAUUUUUAAAAAUUUGGCUCAAUUAGUCCGAAAAGUCCAAGCCAGUGUCAUUGAUAUUCAGCGUGUUUUCCGUGGUUACCGUGCAAAAUACGACUUCAAAAGUAUGAAGUCGUUGUGGUGGGAGCACAAGCAUCAAAUAGCAGCUAUUCGCACUAUCACGAACGCAUUUCGACGGCAUCAACGACGUCUUCGUCACGGACAGUCGAUGACAUUAGAGUCGAUUGCUCACGCUCGAUAUGUCAAUAUGAUGACGAUGAAACAAAACGAACUUGAUUAUCAAAGAACUGAACAAUAUCGUCGUGCGGGUGAGGAAAGACGUCGUCAACGACUGUUGCAGUUUCAGAAGGACCAGAUGGAGCAGCGGAAAUUGACAGCUGCUAUUCGGCUGCAGGCGAUGGUGCGUGCCCGUUUAGCUAAAAACCAAGCCCAAGUCUUACGACAGAAGAGAAUCGCUCAAGUGAAUGCUAUAAGUGCUAUAACAAUUCAGGCAAGAAUUCGCAAAUAUUUAAAAACACGGAAGAUACGGCGACAACAGUGUCAGGAAUUAGCACGUAUCAACAAAUCGGCAAUAAGAAUUCAGUCGAUCUACCGAGGGUACAGUUUGCGAUUGAGUCUACUACGCAAGUUUGAUGACAAAAGUUGUCAUACAAAGGCUUUAAAUUCUGAAGGGGGUAGGAAUGAUAGCAUCCACGACAAAUCAAAGUCUCGUGUGGUGGUGGCUGCUGAAAAGAAGGUAAUGCAUAGUAAAUGCUUACCACGAAUAAGGACGUCAUUAUCUCGUCCGUCAAUUGAUAAAAACAAUUUAUCAGGCCGAAAACUGGAACGAAGUCGCGCUUUCAGAGAAUCUAUUUCACUUCCCCCGUUAUAUUGCCGUGACAAAUCAAUAAUGCUAUCACCAACUGAGACUAGUAGACGUCUCUCGAUCGGAAUGACACGCAUUGAACUUAAAUUGAAAGAGGCCGAGAUAAGGGCCAAUUUCGACUCGCCACCGUCCAGACGCAGCUCAUUUAUUGGAAGCACACGCCAUAUUACUUAA
Messenger RNA from Plasmopara halstedii, 2937 nucleotides. RefSeq names its product IQ motif, EF-hand binding site. Gene Ontology annotation, cellular component: spindle pole. Bases 1 to 2937 code for a protein of 978 amino acids. Lineage: Eukaryota; Oomycota; Peronosporomycetes; Peronosporales; Peronosporaceae. The transcript has a single exon. Gene Ontology annotation, molecular function: protein binding. Gene Ontology annotation, biological process: mitotic cell cycle; spindle organization; establishment of meiotic spindle localization. The record is from RefSeq and is a predicted model, not a curated record.